This is a messenger RNA of Contarinia nasturtii (swede midge), 2550 nucleotides long. RefSeq names its product signal transducer and transcription activator-like. The record is from RefSeq and is a predicted model, not a curated record. Gene Ontology annotation, molecular function: RNA polymerase II cis-regulatory region sequence-specific DNA binding; DNA-binding transcription factor activity, RNA polymerase II-specific. Lineage: Eukaryota; Metazoa; Arthropoda; Insecta; Diptera; Cecidomyiidae. The transcript is spliced from 7 exons. The coding region runs from base 283 to 2364 and encodes 693 amino acids. Gene Ontology annotation, biological process: cell surface receptor signaling pathway via JAK-STAT; regulation of transcription by RNA polymerase II; defense response.
GAGAACAAAAUUAUUACAGCUUGCCUUGUUGAUAACACAUGAGAUUCAAUUUCACUUGAAUGUGCGCACCAAUUCGGAAUUGUUUUUUUCCAUUAUACAAUCACUUUAAGUUCAAAAUUGCUUGAGUAUCCUGUGUGGUUUUUGAUUUCCUCAAAAGCGAUUUCGAAUUGAAAUUGAAAGUAAACCGCUUUACUUGAAAGAAUAAAACCAACUUUUUCGAGAAAGAAAGUGUCCUACGUGUGUUUGAAAAAAAAAUUUGUAAAGAAAACAUCAUAUUUGACGAUGGAAACAAUCGAACGACCAUGGAAUCUUUUAUACGACGAAGUGACGUAUAAUCGCGUAAAACUACAUUAUGAAAGUGAUUUUGCGUUGGGUGUACGAAUAUUAAAUGCAAAAUGCCUCUCGUUAAAUGUCAAUAUAAAUCCACUCGAUCCACAAUACAAUCAAAUUUUAGAUGAAUUCAUACUAAAUUUAAAAUCAAGCGAUCCAAUUUUCAAGUAUUGGAUUGAAGAUUUAAUAAAAAUGAUGACCGAACAUUUUAAUCAGCAAAUUCAAUUUUUUUCCAAAUCAUACGAACUUGAGCAGAAAAUUUAUGAAGACGGUACACAUCGUCUGACACAGAUCGAUAACGAUAUUCACUGGUUACUUAUGCUAAAUAUGUGCAAUAAAACGGCAAUGGAACGAUAUAAAUCGUAUUGGGAAUCGUAUAGUGUGCGCUAUACCACACAAUGGGAAUAUCAUAUUCGAAAUUUAAACAUGGAACUUAUUGGUUCGAUAAAAAAGGUUAUUGAAUUAUUGUACACGAUUUUGCAGAAUAUUGAUGUACAACGCGAACGAUUGAUUAAGUCGCAAAAGAAUGAGCAAAAAUGGUCAAAAUAUAUUCGAGCCAGUUAUGCUGAAAUUCAAGUUUGGUUUGAUGAGAUUGUCGGUAUCAUUGGUGAUACAUGCCAAGUGAUACAGGACAUUCAGAGCUAUGGCCAAACAAUGUUCAAUGCUGAAUUGGAAGAAAUUAAGGAUAUUUUUGAAAGAAUAAUCAAAUCGACGUUGGUAGUAGAACUUCAGCCGGCGGAUGUCAUUAAAACUGAAGUCAAUUCUCCAUCGACGGUUCGGGUGCUACUCACUUUGAGCAACAUUUUUAUCAAAAUCGAUGACCUUAAAUUAGUCGUUACUAUUUCUAUGCAUGAUAAAUUAAAUGAAAGCGCUGGCAAAAUUAAAAUGACACGACAAAUUCAAUUUAAAGAAGAUGGACAUGAUAUUUUUUGCGAAUUGAAACAGCUGAAAGUGGAAAAACUUUGCCGAAGAAGACAACAAGAGAGUGUGAUUGAGCAGAAAUACAUCUUGAUUUAUCGCCUGCGAAUUCAAUUUGAUAACAUGAAAUUUUACGCAUCGGUGAUCAGUUGGCCUGUUUUUGUCAUUGUGCAUCAUUCUCAAGAGCCAUUGGCCAAAGCAGCGAGCAUGUGGGACAAACGUUUUCCAAAUAUCGAUCGAUCCAAAACAAAGUCGGUCCCAUGGGUCGAUAUGGGCGAGGCUUUAAAAUGGUUUUUCCACAGUGUAACCAAGUGCCGUUUGAAUGAUAAACAAUUAGAAGGUUUAUAUGAAAAGGCCAUGAAAGAUAAAAUCAUCGAUGGUGGUAAUUUUGUUUGGGCCGAAUCUUGUAAAGCAAAAUCGGUGCCUCAGUUAAAAUAUAGUUUUUGGGAGUGGUUUUAUUCUGCCAUGAAGUUAACACGCGAUUCUAUUUAUGAUUUAUGGAAAGAUGGUCUCAUUGAUGGAUUUGUUAGCACAAAAGUUUUGAAUGACCUUUCCAAACGUCCAGCUGGUAGUUUUUUGCUACGAUUUUCAGAGAGUGUACUUGCCGGACUAAUAAUAAUGUGGGUGGAUAAAGAAAAAAUGGAAGUAGUUCAGGCAGGUCCGAUUUCAAGUGAAAUGGUUAAAAAUCGGGCAUCAGACGAUCCAUCAUAUGCAGUCAUUGUUGGUAUUAUUCGAGAUUUAGCCGAAUGCACACAUUUUUCACACAAUGGGAUAUCAAAGGAAAUGGCAUUUGAAAAAUUCUAUAAAGAAUUGCGCACGAAAUCGGCGAGCAAUAAAAAUUCCAAAUACGAAAUUGUUAUAAAGACCACAUUUCAAGCAACAGUGCGAGAAGCGGAAAAUAAUUCACAUUCUUCGGUUGUCGGCGAUAAAAAUACUCUUAUUAGUACUCAAACCAAAAGCCUACCUUCAAUUAAUACAUCCGAAAUAAGCGACAUUGCUCCACCUGUAUUCACACCGUUAAGUGAUGGCUUGAAAUUCAAAUAUAAUUUUGGUGUAGAGAAAAUGGAUGUUGAUCCUAUUGGCAUGGAUGCAUCAAAUACAAACGUGAUUGAAUAAAUUUGAUCAUUUUUAUGGUAUUUUCACGAAUUGAGAACAUUAAUGAACUGGAUUUAUUGAAACGAUCAAGAUCUGGAUAUUUGGAACUGAUUUCGCUAUGGGUGGUCUCACUCUCACAUGAAAACAGUGAUAUUUAUCUGCAAUUUUGUUUUCCUUUCCUUAACAAAAUAAUAAAAAAAAAAUUCA